AUGACACUCGGACUGAGCAUCCCAUCCUCGACUUCCUCGCCCUCGACGUCGGCGAACCAGACACCGGCAUUGAGCACCCCCGCCGACCGCAGCCUCGACUCCACCGCCCCUACGACACCAGCGAUCUCCUCCCCAGCUGAACCCAACACCGACUAUGCUGCCGCUGAGACCGUGAAGGGCUUCGGAACGAGGGCGAUCCAUGUGGGCAGUGAGCCGGACAAGACGACGGGAGCUGUUAUCCCGCCUAUUUCGUUGAGCACGACGUUUGCGCAGAGUGCACCUGGUGUGCAUAGUGGUUUCGAGUACUCGAGAUCCGACAAUCCUAAUCGACGAGCAUUGGAACACGCCCUUGCGUCUAUCGAAGAAGGUGUUGAAGCUCUUGCUUUCUCGAGUGGAAGCGCUGCUCUGGCGACCGUCGUCCAGAGCUUGCAGUUUUUGAAAAAGGAUGGACCCCACCAACCCAUCCACAUUCUCUCCAUCAACGAUGUUUACGGUGGAACCUAUCGAUACCUCAAGCGCGUUGGAAACGAAGUGCAAGGACUUGAAGUGACGUUUGUGGAUAUGGAGACUGCUGAUGAGGAGACGAUUGUGAAGGGUAUUAGGGAUGAUACGAAGCUCGUCCUUGUUGAGACGCCCACCAACCCCACCCUCAAAGUCGUGUCGAUCCCUCUGCUUUCUCGAAUUGCGCACACCCACCCCGCGGCUCCUCUCCUGAUGGUUGACAACACUUUCGCCUCGCCAUUCUACCAAAACCCUCUCAAGCUCGGUGCCGAUCUCGUGCUCCACAGCUUGACCAAGUACGUGAACGGCCACAGCGACGUCGUGAUGGGCGCUGUCAUCCUCCCGCCGACGACUGGCGAACACCUCGAUGGCGAGCUGGAGGAAGGCCGUGGAACCGAGCGACCGGUGAAGCACCCCAACCCGGAGCACCUCGAGCACUACUACAAGACCCUCCGCUUCAUGCAGAACGCGCUUGGUGCUGUUCCUAGCGCGUACGACUCGUGGUUGGCGCAGCGUGGUCUGAAGACGCUGCACCUGCGCAUGAAGGCGCACGGGUCGAACGCGUUGGCUGUGGCCCUGGGCGUGCGCGAGUGGGUGAAGGAGCAGAGGCGUGCUGGGAGGGCGGAUGUCAAGGUUGGCAUUGGCUAUGCCGGUCUGCCCGCUGAGAAAGAGGAUGACCCCGAGUUUGAGGAGGAUAGGGUGGAGGUGAAGGAGGCGAGGAAGAGGGAGAUUGCGGUUCAGACGAGGCGGCAUAAUUUGGCGUGGGAGAUGCUCUCGACGCCUGCGCGGAAGUGGGUUGAGAAGGAGGUACGGCCGAUCCAGACUCUCCACCUCAUCCGUACCGCUCCGUCACUCUACUCUAUCACCUCUCUUUCGUCCAAAACCACACCUCCGCCUCUUGGGUUCCCAUAUACCGGUAUGCUAACGGUAACCCUACCGACGUACGAGCAUGCGCUUCGGUUCCUUCAGUCGCUCGAGUUGUUUACGCUAGCUGAGAGUUUGGGAGGAGUGGAGAGUUUGGCUGAGCACCCUGCUAGUAUGACGCAUGCUGGUAUACCGGUUGAGGAGAGGAGGAGGAGUGGUGUUGAGGAUGGGUUGGUUAGGUUGAGUGUUGGUGUUGAGGAGGGGGAGGAUUUGGUUGGGGAUGUGAGGAGGGCGCUUGGGAAGGCUUUUGAGGUGUAGAGGUGUGGAUAGAGGGAGGUCGAGGUGUAGGGGUGUAGAUAGAGGGUGUGGUGUGGUGUGGUGUUAGGGGUGUGCGAUGUUUAGAGCGAGAAGAGAAGUAUUCAAAGAUUGAAUAUUUAUUUAUUUAUUUCUUUUUUGGAUUGAUCAAUGUCAAUCUGACUAUGUAUGAUGUAGAAUAUGCAUAUAUGAUUGUAUACAGCG
Molecule: messenger RNA, 1884 nt
Organism: Coprinopsis cinerea okayama7#130
Lineage: Eukaryota; Fungi; Basidiomycota; Agaricomycetes; Agaricales; Psathyrellaceae
Product: cystathionine gamma-lyase
Exons: 4
Coding region: 1-1683 (560 amino acids)
Biological process (GO): transsulfuration
Cellular component (GO): cytoplasm
Molecular function (GO): pyridoxal phosphate binding; cystathionine gamma-lyase activity
Source: RefSeq, a predicted model, not a curated record